AUGAAACCCACAUUACAUCUGAAUUCAUUACCUCCUUCGACACAACCCAACGAUGAGUCACACAACGCCCAAUCUCAACCUAUCACUGUUGCAAGCGAUUCAACAACAUAUGGGGUACUGAAUCAACUUCCGUCAGGAAAUAUGCCUUAUCGGAUUGGUAUCCACGCCGCCCAAGGAAUAAGAUCCACAAUGGAAGACACUCACGCAUUCGCCUUCGAUUUUGAUUCCGUUCGUGGGCAAGGAUACUUUGCGGUGUUCGAUGGUCAUGGGAAUAAAAAUGUCUCAGAAUGGUGUGGUGCAAAUUUCCACAAGGUUCUACUUGAGACCAUACAUGACAGUGCAAAUUCAUCCCCAAACGACAUCAUGAAGGACGCCUUUCGCAGGGCCGAUGAGAAGCUGGAGAAGGUGUCUGAGGACCACGUGGAGUGGUGUGAUUCAGGUUCAACAGCUGUCGUAGCUUUUCUGCGUUACGAGAAUGAGCAGGGUUCGCAGAACGCAUUCGAAACGUCCUCUAUCAAGCGAAUACCAGAAUCUCUUGGAAGCUCGAUUUCAAUACCAGGAGCGGGUCUUCUCAAAGAACCCUCUCCUGGUGCUCGUCGCGUACUAUACUGCGCGAAUGCUGGAGAUGCACGGGCUGUCAUGUGCCGCAAUGGGGUUGCGACGAGGUUAACACAAGAUCAUAAGGCCAGCGAUGAGAAUGAAAAGGCACGGAUACGACAAGCUGGUGGAAUUGUCCUACGAGGUCGAGUAUUGGGAGCGUUGGCAGUUUCACGAAGUCUCGGUGACCAUGUACGCUAUGAGGGGCUUCGCUUGAAGGACUAUGUUAUAGGCACACCAUACACCUCGAGAACGGAGUUGAAAGAGGACGACGAAUUCUGUAUAAUUGCUUGCGAUGGUCUCUGGGACGUCAUUACCGACCAACAGGCCGUCGAUAUGAUCCGUCGCCAAGACGACGUUCAGAAGGCCAGCGAGACCCUGGUGAAUUUCGCUCUUCAGAACGAAUAUCUCCUCAGCCGGGACAAUGUUACUGUUAUGGUGGUACGGUUUGCGCCUGCCCCUUGA
This is a messenger RNA of Marasmius oreades (fairy-ring Marasmius), 1062 nucleotides long. RefSeq lists its product as uncharacterized. The transcript is spliced from 6 exons. The record is from RefSeq and is a predicted model, not a curated record. Gene Ontology annotation, molecular function: cation binding; protein serine/threonine phosphatase activity. NCBI's taxonomy places the organism in Eukaryota, Fungi, Basidiomycota, Agaricomycetes, Agaricales, Marasmiaceae. Bases 1 to 1062 code for a protein of 353 amino acids. Gene Ontology annotation, biological process: protein dephosphorylation.